GGCAACCACGUUUGGAACGAACUCAUGAUACAAUGUAACCUACGUAAAACAAAUGCGUACAGAUUUCAACGUAGAGCCCCAUUCUGACAUGGAGUUUCUACCAGUCCUUGAUCCUCAACAUAAACCCGAAGAAGGAAUAUGGUAUUCUUUGAGACCCAGGGGAAGUGCUCCAGGUGUUAGUGUUGGUCACACCUGCAUAUUCACUCCAUCUGAGGAUGGAGGAAAAGGGAGACUCCUUAUUAUUGGAGGAGCCAAUCCCAGUGGCAGUUUCUCAGAUUCGCACAUCAUAAAUCUAGACAAUCAUGGAUGGGACAUUGUUGAGUGGGAGGGUUUGGAGGCAAGGUAUGAACACUGCAGCUUUGUGCCAGAGAGCUGCCCCCAGAGCCUGUGGGUGUUUGGGGGUGCACAGCAGACUGGAAAUCGCAACUGUAUCCAAAAUGUACAGGUGGCAGUGUCUUCUACUUGGUCCCAACCUGAAACACAAGGCAGGCACCCUCCAGCCAGACAUGGUCACAUCAUUGUAGCAGUGGAUUCAAAGAUCUACAUUCAUGGGGGCAUGGCUGGAGACAAAUUCCACAAUGAUAUUUACUCUCUUGAUUCAAGGAGCAUGAAGUGGGAGAAAGUGCAAGCCAAAGGAGAUAUUCCACCAGGAGUAGCUGCCCACUCAGCUGUUGUGCUGGGCAAGAACAUUUACGUGUUUGGAGGGAUGACAGCAGAUGGAGCAAGCAACUCCAUGUACAGAUUUAACACUGACAAAUCUAGAUGGCUCCUAAUGAAAUUCAAAGAAGCUCUGCCGCCUAAACGCCUUGACCACUCCAUGUGUACAUUUCCCUGGACGGUGUGUGAUGAUGGGAAACCAGAGGAGGAGCGAGGCAACAGACCAGCACCCCCUAAGGCAAUAAACCUGUUAUUUGUAUUUGGAGGCAUGAAUACUCUGGGUACCAUAUAUAAUGAUUGUAUUGUGACUGUUGUCAAAUAAAAAAACUAAAAAAAAAAACCUUGAAAGGAAAAAAAUGAUGUUGCAAUAAAAUAUUUCAACAUGAUAUUAGUUUUAGAAUUUGCACUUUUACAUACUGAACACGUUUCAAAUUAAAAUUUUAUAUAUAUCUAUAUAGAUAUAUGUCAUUGUAUGUGUAUAUGUAUGUGUACGUAUACAUACAUACACACACACACACAUAUAUAUAUAUGAAGUUUUGCACUGCCUGUGAACAUAAAGAGCCCUUCACACAGACACUAUAUUCAGUGUACCGACAAAACCCACCCGCCCGCCCAACUACAUCCCUCCCCUUUCCAGAACCCCAUCAGGACUGCCUGAGAACAGCAGCAACAAGCCUCAUAUCCAGGCUGACAAAUAUCUCCGCCUUCCAGCGAAGAGAACACGUCUCACACACUGAAACUUGUUUUAAAGUCUUUCAGGAAAUUCAGUAUGGUCA
Molecule: messenger RNA, 1433 nt
Organism: Oreochromis niloticus (Nile tilapia)
Lineage: Eukaryota; Metazoa; Chordata; Actinopteri; Cichliformes; Cichlidae
Gene: rabepk
Product: Rab9 effector protein with kelch motifs
Exons: 7
Coding region: 53-979 (308 amino acids)
Molecular function (GO): protein binding
Source: RefSeq, a predicted model, not a curated record